UGUCUUAUUUCAAAGGCUAACCUCAAAACGCACAGUUCAUGAGUUCAAUUAUUUUUAUUUUAUUUAGUAAAUCAAUCAAUUCAAUUUAACCUAUGUAGUGGUUGUGGCUAACAAUGAAAGCUAGAUACUUAGCAUUCUUUUCGUACAUAGGAACCAGAUUUAGAUCUUCAGAAAAAUUAUGGAUUAAAGGCAAAAGUCAAUAUCCUGAUCCUGAUAGUGUGCAAGGAAUGAUAGAAAUGGGGCUAUAUAAACUGAAGUCUUUGAACUAUCCGCAAAUUACCCUGUCUAGCCGCACAGAUGGUGGAGUGCAUGCACUGUGCUCCAGUGCCCACUUUGAUUUGGACAGAUAUGGCACCAAAAUUUAUGAUCCACCUCACAUUAGCUAUGUCUUAAACAAGUACUUUUACAACACAAAUAGUAGCAUAUUUGUCAAGAAGUGCUUGAGGGUUCCUGAUGAUUUUAAUGCCAGAUUUAAAGCAUUAUCUAGAACAUAUUUGUAUAGACUUGCUGUACUGAAAAAAGAUAAAGUUCUACCAGAACACUCUUGCAUAGCAUCACACAUACCUAUUGAAGAAUGGAAGAGGUGCCAUUUCACAAGGCUAUCCAACUUCGACAUUGAGAAGCUGAAAGAAGGCGCGAAGUAUUUAGUGGGGUACCACGACUUCACCACCUUCAAGAAGUUCGACAAGCUAAAGGAGAACAAGUCGAACCGGCGCGAGUUAUACUCCGUCGCGGUGCGGCCCGGCGCGCCGCUCGUGACGUCACACUCGCAAGCGGAGGACUCGCUAUUUGAUCAUUGGGAGGUGGAGUUCAGGGGGCGCGCGUUUGUUCACAACCAGAUCCGACGGAUGAUGGGAACACUCAUCAGUUGUGCAAUCGGUAAAUUACCUCCUGAAGAGAUAAAGGUAAUGUUACAAGUGCCUUCCAAGCAUUCCUGGCACACAUUCAUUCCCAGCUGUCCCCCAGAUGGACUGUACUUGUGCAAAGUGGAAUACAAUCCACAGGAUCUUGUAUACCACGACAACGCGGCACUAACUGCCGAAAAACAAGAAGACAGCGACUUAAGUGAUAGUGAAUAAACAUGAGUUUCCUCAGUGAAUUGACAAAACAGAAAAAUAAACUAAAAGAAACUAAAACAGUGGUGACUAAAGUGGACGGACAGAGGUUCGUGGAAAGUGGCGGAAAUGUAGAAAAACUCGAAUCCACUUACGGUUUUGUCGUCGAUACAAAACCGGACAAUGUUCCUGUUAUGAUUGUUGAUCACCUGUACAUAGGUUCACAAGAUUGUACAGCAAGUAAUGUGUUAGAAACAUAUAACAUUAAAUGUGUGCUAAGUCUAGGAAUAGAUGCGGAUGUUGAUGUACAACAUAAGUAUGUAGUUUGUCUGGAUUUGCCUGAAACAGAUAUAAAACCUGUACUCUGUGACAGUUUGCCAUUCAUCCACAGAGCUGUGGAGUCGGGCGUCAAUGUGUUGGUCCACUGCAACGCGGGAGUGUCUCGCACUUCUACGAUCGCUAUAGCAUAUUUGAUGCAUUACAAAGGUAUGCAAUAUGAAGAUGCUUACAAUUUAGUUAAAGGGAAAAGGCCUGCUGUGCAACCUAAUGCAGGUUUCAAACGGCAGUUGAUGCUCAUGAGUCCUGGCCAUAUAAUAUGAGAAUAUGUAAAUAAAAAUAAAACCAUUGAAUACAAACAGAACUAGUUAUUUAUUGUAAUAAAUAAGUAAAUGUUUAAGUACAAGAGCCAAACAUUUUGUAUAGGCAAUAAAAGCAGGAUUGUGUCGCUUUACACCCAAUUACAAUGGAAGCACUAAUUCGUUAAUUAGGUACAAUAUGUAUUAUUAUGUAGCACCAAGUUCAUAAGUUUCAGAAGCUAAAGCUAUACUUAAACUUAAUUAACAUUGUAUAAAAUUUUAUAAAUAUCUACUACAUUAGAAAGUUCCAUAACCCUUGAUUCUGAACAGAUAUAGUAAAGUAAUUUAUGUAAAUUGAAAUAAUACAACUUAUUUUUACUUAAUAUUGAAUUCUCCUUUACCAUUGCCAUAUUCAGUGCCAGUUUAAAAAAAGUCAUUCUAGAUUUACAGUCUACAGUUUUAAAAUGGGAAAAACUUUCAUAAAAUCUUGUAACAUUUAAUUCCCUUAAUUAGAUAUAAGUAGUAUAAUAUAACCAAAUAUACAAAUAGUAUUCAAUUGACGACAUUUUAAUUCAUAAAUAAUGAUUGAAUAAUAUAGCAAAAAAAUAAUUCGUAAGUAUCAAACAUACGCAAAAGAUCUUGAGACAACUUUACAAUAAUAAUGUCUUGGAUUUAAAUUAAUAAUAAUGUAUUUAAUUCAAUAAGCAGUUUCGAUUGCUUAAGUUUGUGGUAUAUCUUAUUUAUUUUACAUAACUAACUAUUUAGCUUAGGGACUGAGCAAUAUUAAGCACCUUAUAGCAUAAGUGUUAUAAGUACGAGUCGCGCUACAAAUUCGCACCAUUGCAGAUAAAUAUGUAGGUACAACCAGCUUAAAAAAGGGAUUGGAAAAUAAUGUUGAUCUCCUGUCACAAUCUCCAUCAUUUUAAUCAGCUUUGCUUACACAUUUUGUCACAAUAGUGUGAUUUUUGCAGCGCACACAAUCUAAGAAUUACAAUGUAUUAAUAAUUCAAUGAACACUUCAUAUUUGGUGAUGAUGACAGUCAGGCUUGAACACUGGUAUGUAGGUAUGCAAAACAAAUCAGGCAGGUACACUGUUACUAUUAUCAGACUCAUCAAGAAAAUCAUCGAAUAUACAUAACCCAAUACACUAUGCAAAGAAAACCAUAACCGGUUGGUUUACGUCCACAAAAUGAAUCCUUAUUGUGUUGGAAAUAGAGCCACUAAUUAAAUUAUGAAGAAUACACAUUUAUAAAUGGAUACCUUAAAUUCAUUGAAAAAAAAGCUAGUGCGGGAUACAUCUUCGUCUACGAAAAGCAUAUACUAAGCGAGUGUAUUACAAAUAUUGUGCUUAUUGCAUUAUGAAAAUGGCAAGUGUAUCUGAUUUACGGCAGCAUUCAUAGACAUCGCCUAAACAAAACUUAGCACUAAAAUUAAUCGAACAUAAUGCUCGGCAAGCUAACCCUAAUGUCAUUCUUGUUUGUUACAACCAUUAAAUGUAUUUUGAGACCAUAAUAAUUUCAUUAUUAUCGAGCCAACUGUCUCACAGGACGGGAAUGUCAAUUUUGAAUCACAAACGUGGUCUCACGUGCACACGCGUCACUAGUCUACGAUAUGACCAGCGAUCAGUCUUCGACAACAUCUCUUUUAAUCUCAAAUGGAUAAAAUACGAGUAUGUCAAUUGUAAACAUUGUAAUGAAAAAUAAGGAAUAAGUAGUUCAAUAAACAGACACAGACUAUGAAUACCUGAUUUAAAUCGAACACACUAACUAGUCUCUUCGAAAUUCAGCAACAAGAACAUUCAAGUAUCAAGAAAUUAUCCUUAUUUCAAAAAUCAUUAACCAAGAUUACAAAACUUAACAAUAAAAAUCAUAAAUUUUACUUCUUAAAACGAUAAAAUUGUAUUAACAUCAUUGUACUUUAAGUAACCCUCAUUAACGAACACUAAUUUAUAAGGCACAUUUAACUAAAUUACUGUUACAUCGGCUACAAAAAAGUACGUCGAAAACGUUAAAAUAGAAUCGAUUUAUUGUUUCCACUAAACAUGGGGCAUCGUAAUGGUUGGAUAAAAUCAAAAAUGAAUAUGAAGGGAAAUGCUCUCAAAGGAUUCAUGAAUAAGACGCAUGUUAGGGAAUGUGAUUGAGUAUAUUUCAAAAGAACAGGGCGAUCAGUACUAUCGAACUUUAACCUAUCAAUAAAAAAAGCACACGGAAAAGUCCUUGUGAUUUACCGUAUAUGUAAAAGAGCUUUUUAUACCCAAAUUAUUGAGAGUUCACAAUCGCAAGAGUUACUGGUAAUGUAAAUCAUAUACAAUGACAUUAUUUAAGUAGUUACAAUUAACCGACUUUUUACGACUUGAACAAAUUAAGUACUUUGCGAGAUUAUAGUUAAUUUUUGAAGUCGGUUAGGCGUGGCGGCUACAAGCCCGCAGUUCCCAGAACUUACGAGAGAGUUAUGACGAUUCAGGGUUCGGAAUGUGUCGCAAAGACAGCAAAUAUGCUGUCUGUAGGAUACAGUUACUUUGUUUGUGUACAGAAGCGAGACUUUAACAGCUUUUAAACGCCAAUUUCUGAUGCUAACUAAAGCGCUAAAGUAUUUUCAGUUUUCAGUGACCGUGAGUCCGCGCGCGGGCUGUCUGUUGGCUAUAACCUACGAGUUCACGACGAUAUCAAUUUUGAUACACUGAAGCAUAAUGCAGUUUGCGGGCAGAAUGUAGAACUUACUAGAAGCUCUUGAGCGUAAGGCCACGGGCAGGCAGUCUAUUGACCAUAGCCUACGAGUAGGGAAGAGAGAAGAGAGUUGUGACAUUGUAGAUUUUUGGUAACGUAUUUGUUAGCGUAGACUUUAAACUAAAAUGCGCACUGUUGCGAGCUCGACAAAAAAUCGAUAUGACACAACUCUCCUCGGUCUCCCCUACACGGUGCCAAAUAUACUAUACUAAAGUAUGUAUUUGCAGUGUGUGUCACUAGAAGCUCUUGAGCGUGCGGCCACGGGCAGACAGAGUAUUGGCCAUUGCCAACGUCCUUAGCCUACGAGUAGGUACAAUCAGCGUCAAAAAGUUCGUGACACCCAAAGUGGCCAAAAAAUUAACUAAACACACAACCUUAUUCCAAUUGUGACUCAAUACUCAAUACUCAAAUCUUUAUUGCAUUUCACAGUGUACAUUAGGUCUUAAAUAUAUAAUUGGAUCACCAUGAACCCAAAUACGUAUGA
This is a messenger RNA of Ostrinia nubilalis (European corn borer), 4840 nucleotides long. RefSeq names its product tRNA pseudouridine synthase-like 1. Gene Ontology annotation, molecular function: pseudouridine synthase activity; RNA binding. The record is from RefSeq and is a predicted model, not a curated record. Bases 114 to 1079 code for a protein of 321 amino acids. Gene Ontology annotation, biological process: tRNA pseudouridine synthesis. The transcript has 6 exons. Lineage: Eukaryota; Metazoa; Arthropoda; Insecta; Lepidoptera; Crambidae.